AAACGGUCCGACUUGAGGCUCAGCUGACGGACGACAUUAAUCUUCUUUUUUGCGUCUAAUUCACAAGUUAAUGCGGAAGAAGUUUUAUGCCCAACAAUGAUGGAUGACGAUGCCGCCCCAAGACGAGCUCCACCUCCCAGGCCAUCUGUGUUGCCACAGUAUAAUGCACCCAGACCAGUAGUACCAGAAGUUUCACUGAUGUUUGAUAGCGAGGACAGCCUUAUUUGGCAACAACCAAAAUCCAACCUCCCAGCUAGCCUGCAACAAAAAAAGGAUGUACCAUUCUCCAAAGUAGGCAGCACAGUAGCAAAUCAGAGAGUACCAGUGAUCUCAGCAGUUAAUAAUCCAGGGAAGGAAGCUUUCGUUGCUGCACCUUUAAGGGAAAUUCAAGGCUCUCAGUCUACAACACAUUUUAAGCAUAAGGGAGAUGAAAAUUAUGUAAGACCAAAAUUGCCAUUGCAGAGCAAGACAGAAGGCCAGUUUCAGAGAGAACCCAGUGGAUCACCAGUACUUAAAAAUCCAGUUAUAAGUGACAAGCAUUACAACCCCCUGAUUUACAGCCCAUCUCAGAAAAAUGGAGUGAACAAGGAGGUGGGUCACAGCUCUUCCCCUCCAGUAAGGGAGAUUUCUCCACUGAUUACAAGAAAUACAGUACCUGUUACAAGAGUGCAGACACAGAACACAGUCAGUUCUCCAUCUUAUGAAGAUUCAGUCAUGUUGAGUAAGAACUCUUGGCCAUCACAAGUAACAACAAAAUCAGUCCAUUUUUAUGAAAAUCCUGUGAUGAGUGAUGAAGAAACACCACUUCACUCAAAACGGAUGGAACAGCAUCAGAGAUGUCUACAAACAUAUGGAUAUGAAAAGGAAAAUGUUAAGCCUUACUCUCCAGCUAUUAGUGAAGGCAAAACAACAGAGCCUAGUAACUUUGCUCAGUCUUACAGAAAGGGCUUGAAUACACCCCCUUCAAGUCAAUAUAAUAGCACAUUAAUAUCCCAGGGAGGUCCGUCUUCUCAUCGCCCGCUUAGUGAGCAUGAAAUCACUCAUCAGUCGGAUCAUAUUUCUGGCCAAUCAAAUGCGUGGUGUGACCCGAAUGUUUAUCGCUUGAUUGAGAAACAGAAUGAGCAUAUUUUCAGGCUACAAAGUUCUCUAGAAAAGUUAUUAGAGAAGCAGGAACAAAAUGAAGCUCAGAGGAACAAGGAAGUCAGAGAUUUAUUGAGAGAAAUAGUAAUGGCCACCAGUGCCAACCAGCAAGUGAAUCAGAAACAGAUAUUGAAAGAUACUUGCAGUCAGACAGAGCCUGAUAAAUGUGAAUCUAAGUCAGUAGGAACUAAUACCGAAAUUUCAUGGACAGAUUUGAUUGCUUCUGUUCUGCCAUCUGAGAAUGCAGUUGAAAGAGGCCCUAAGCAAGAUGCAAAAUUUGAGCCUAGAGAGGCUGUGAAACUUCUUCAGACAGGCAACAAAAAUAUAGAAAGACAAGCAGACAUCAUUAGAGAUAAUUAUAAGCAAAACUCAUUAAACAGAAGGGAUUCUUCCUCAAGACAAGCAACAAAUUGGACAGUGCACAAGGAAAUGUCCCUGACAAUGCAAGAAGUUGUCAUGAAAACUAUUGAGGAAGACCCUCCCAGUCCAGAUCCUUCAGUCCACAUUAGUAUGACAGAGUACCAUGAUGGCAGUAGGCACGAGGAGGCUCGCAGUGGUAUGAGAAAUCAAAAGAAAAGAGUAGAAUGGGAAGGUUCUCCUGUCUUGGGUGAGAGUGCAAGUAUGUGCAGUCCAACAGCCCAUGAUAGUCCUCAGCAUCAGGAAAGUGCACAAGCUAAAGGAACAGGGGUGACUUUUUAUAACAAUGUCAUGACAAAUAUUCAGCAUAUUUUGCAAAACUCUAAGGCUGCAGAGGAAGAUGAAAGAAGUGAGGAUGCUGCCAGUCACCAGAGACAGAGGGAGUCGAACUGUGCCACUGAUCAACAGGAAACAACAGUAAUUGACCCCCAGAUGGAAGCUGUCAGGAAACAGUUAAUGCAGUUCGGUAUUAGUUUUAUUGAUCCUGCAACGCUGGCUUCAAACAGCAGACCAGUACUAGAUACCAUGUACCUGCCAGGACUCCAUAACAUGCUGUCCAUGUACCAAAACUCCAUCCCCACCUCAGGGACAGUACCAUACCAGGAGACUGAUGCCACAGCUGCAAAGUACCUAUCAGAUGCACAACUAGCUGCCAUUGCUGCAGCAUCUCCUGCCAUGACGGGAAGAACAAGAGCUGCGAGGGAGACCAAGGCACUGAGACCUCCAUUCCAGCAAAUUAAGAAUCCAGACACUGAAAAUAACUUUUCCAUGGCAACAAAAAAGUUUCUUGGAAAAUAUGGCUUGCAAGAAGAUUACACUUAAGUCUCAGUGUUAUAUUUGAAUGACAUAUGAUGUGCUUUAAAAUACUACUAUUUUGUGUUUGCAUAAAUAUAUUUCAAAGGUACAAGUUAAGAUGGGGUCAGCAUCUAGAAAUGUUUAUUAUACAUAACAGGUGCCAAAUUUUAUUUAUAAUCUAGUUUCUAGUCUGGAAAGAACUUAGAACAAAAAAAUCUUGGCACUGC
Penaeus indicus is the source of this 2579-nucleotide messenger RNA. Its product is annotated as SCL-interrupting locus protein homolog. The transcript is spliced from 8 exons. Bases 97 to 2379 code for a protein of 760 amino acids. NCBI's taxonomy places the organism in Eukaryota, Metazoa, Arthropoda, Malacostraca, Decapoda, Penaeidae. The record is from RefSeq and is a predicted model, not a curated record.